Molecule: messenger RNA, 3670 nt
Organism: Lobosporangium transversale
Lineage: Eukaryota; Fungi; Mortierellomycota; Mortierellomycetes; Mortierellales; Mortierellaceae
Product: periplasmic binding protein-like I
Exons: 13
Coding region: 306-3437 (1043 amino acids)
Biological process (GO): G protein-coupled receptor signaling pathway; gamma-aminobutyric acid signaling pathway
Cellular component (GO): membrane; G protein-coupled receptor heterodimeric complex
Molecular function (GO): G protein-coupled GABA receptor activity
Source: RefSeq, a predicted model, not a curated record
UAGCCCCAUGUUUCAUUACAUCCAAAAACAAGACAUACCUCUCGCUAUCCUAAAGCCUCAUAAAUUCAUAUAUACUAUUAUGACUCAAGUAAAGUGCAUUCACUCUCUCUUACUUCUUUUUCUACCUCUUACACUACUGUUGGACGUCUGUCCAUACAGGCUGAAAAUCAUCUCUAGUCGUCGAGCAACUCAUAUUGGACAACUCAUAUUGGACUGUAGAAGCACAGCACAAACACACAGUUUACGACUACAUUUGCCAUUAACAUUGCUAAAGCAGUUUGUCCAAGAGAAAGACGACCCGCAAUAUGCGAUCUCCUCUCCUUCUCCUCACUCUUGCUAUCUCCAGAAUCUUUUCGGUUGCAUAUAUCGUUCCCUUUGCAUUUGUAAGAUUACCAGAGAAUAUCUACGUAUCCGCCUCAGCUCACAACAACAAUAACGGUCUGCGUCCUACACCAUGUUUAGUUUUUCCAGCCCAUACGUUCUUAUCGCUAGAUCAGUCCCUGCCAAUAGCAGCACAAUCUGAACCUACGGCAUCGUCAAUACUGGUGCCUCGCCGACAUGAUGCUGCUGCUUUAGAUGGCACUAGACAGCCCACAGCUAGCCUACACACGAUUCUACCAAGUACUACUAACUCUGCUGUCAGCAAAGCUAGCCCACUAAUACCAACAAAGAUACAACCUCCACCAUUAUCAGCUACUGACUUUUCCAGCACAAAAGUUGGUGCCAAAUACUCAGCUGCUACUAUUUCGCUUCGACCAAAAACUAAGCCUCAUCUGCUCACGGAUUAUGAGUACGAGACAAUGUGGGAUCCAGAUGUGGAAACAUUGCGGUUUGGAGUGCUCUUACCGUUGAAUGCACCAACAGGGUCAAGGGAGCAUAUCAUAGCUCGUAAGGCUCUUUCAGCUAUCCGACUGGCCAUUAAUCAUGUGAAUAGGCAAAAGAUAGUUCCUGGAAUCAACAUGACACUUAUUCUUCGAGAUAGCCAGGACCCUGACUUGUUCACGAUAACUGGAGGGUCAGCAGCUAUUUCAGCAGCAAGUGAUUUGAUUACUGCGAAGGUUAGCGGAGUCAUCGGCGACCUCCGCUCUUCUCUCACACGAUAUGAGGCAUUGAUGACUUCAAGUGUAGGCAUACCACAAUGCUCCUUUAGCUCCGUCAGCACUACGCUCUCGGAUAUGAGAGUAUAUCCAUUCUUUUUUCGCACUAUUCCAACUCUUAUUGUAAUCUUGGAUAGUCUCCUUGCCCUCGUACAUACAUUAGGGUGGAGGCGUAUCUCGUUGAUCUAUGAUGCCGAUACACUUGGGUGGUCUGAACGAGAGCAUUUCGAGGAUAAAGCCAAGGAAAUGGGUAUUUAUGUCCUUGCAGCUGUGCCUAUGACGAUAUUUGGGAAGCCAUAUGACCCAACUUUCCAUCAUGUAAAGGAUAAACUCCAGUCUUCUCGAUCGCGUAUUCAAGUCUUAAUAGCUACCCAAAAUAACCAAUUUGAUUUCUUGCGCGAAAUGAAGGAUUCGGGUUAUAUGAGCCCAAAGUAUGCAUGGAUAACAACGAAUGACGUCUCUAGCUCAGUUCAACAGGAAAAGGAUAGUAUUCCCGAUUACGAUGGACUAAUUAUGAUUGAUAACGGCUGGGACCUGAAAGGGUAUGGCCCUUUUGACAACUUUCUUUCUGAAUGGCAGAAUUUGGACCCAACGGAAUAUCCACUAGCACAGGACCCCAUACUCGUCAAUAACGAAGGGAUGGCUUACUCAUGCGUGAUGAUGAUAGCCCAGGCGUAUGGCAAGCUUAUCAGGUCAACGAUUACUAAUCCUGCGCAUCGGAUGCCGACCCACCCCUUCAUUAAAAGCUUGAUUGGUGGAGAACAUACAGGGAAAGUUCAGGUGCUGGAUAUAUUUGGAAAUGAUUCUUAUUCUGGACCAAAUGGGCCUAUAAGCCUUGAUCCUAGUGGUGAUAGGAAAGAGGGGUACUUUGUGUUUUCGAGUAUGCGUAAAGGAGUGUCUGUUCAAUUUGCUAAACACUUCUUUGGGGAUCUUAUUUUGUCAAGUUUGCCAUUUUUUAAAGAUGGAUACCCUAAUCUCCUCGAUGACACUCCUCCAGGGAUUAUCCAAAACCCGAGGUGGACCAAUCCAAGUGGCAUUAUACUUGGCAUAUUAAGUAUCAUUGGCAUUCUUUUGACACUACUAUCGGCUGCUCUUGUAGUGCAUUACAGAAACUAUAUUGUCAUCAAAGCAACAAGUCCUACUUUUUGUAUAUGCGAGCUAUUUGGCAUCCUCUUGAUGAUGGUGUGGUGUAUUCUUCGCAUUGGUAUCCCUCGGCAUGGGGAAUGUGCUGCUGAAGUUUUUAUACUUCCAAUUGGGGGAGCCUUCUUUGCUGGAUCUUUGGCCAUCAAAAACUACAGGAUAUAUCGAAUCUUCAACUCUGUUAAAGCUAUUAAGCAAGAAUUCCAGACCAGAACACUUAUUCGUUAUUUGGUCGUGGCUGUGAUACUCUCAACGAUCCCUCCAGUCGUGCAAGUUAUUGUUGAGAUGCCAACAUAUGAAGAACUUAAUAUCGAAGCAAAGCAAUGGAUUCGCUGCAAUGGAACCAGACACCAGACUCAAUGGCUUAUAUCAUCAUUGGCUGUGCCUAUCGUUUUGAUUAUCUUUGGAGUGUUCCUUGCGUUCAAGACUAGGAAUGUAAUGUUUCUAUGGAAUGAGGCCAAGCAAAUAUCCUUCGUAAUAUAUAACGCAUUCUUUUUCUUGAUCAUGAUUGUCGCUUCACACUUCUUCCCAAUAGAAUUUUACCCUGCUACGUUUUAUCUGACUUACAUUGGAAUAUAUUCAAUCGCACUCUUAUCGCUGCUCAUACUUUUUGCGCCCAAGUUUUGGGAAAUCUGGAAGAGUCAGCAUCAAACAUGGACCUCCAGCAGGGCCUUACACAUAUACAGUCAACACCCUCAUCAUCUAGGUGGCAAUGGCGGCGGCAUUUUUGGAAGCUCUAAUGCCCUGGGACGCGUGCCUGACGGUCUCAGGGCUAAUCAGUCAGCCUCGAUGGGGAGCCAUGACAUACCAAUGUCUGUUUUAGAAUCCCCUGCAAGGACAGCCAGAACCAAUUCAGCACACGACGCGCUUAAAAACAAUAUAGAUGGAUGUACAAAGCCCACCACCACGUCGUCAAAUUACACUUCAUACGAUAUCCAUGGAGGGGAUGUGACAGGUCCUCGUUUACCGGCUUUGAACAAUAUAAAGCUUCAAGGCUCAUAUACAGCCAACAGUGAUGGUACUAGGGCAAUUGCUGCUAUCUCGGACGAACCAUUGUACGCAAGAGUGCUUUAUGGCCGCACAUUAGGGACUAAAACUUCAGAAGGCUCAAGAAUGCUUAAGUUACUUUUAACAUUUUUCUUAUAUAUACUAAUCUCAAAGUCAUUAGUUCCUCCUUCCAAUUCGCGUGGUUCGAAAUAAGUUCUUUAGCUUCCUAUCGCAUUGGUUCAUGGCAACACUCAUCCUUAUUCCCGAGGCACAUUUGAUCUUCACAGUAGAACCUUAAUGGCGGACUAUCAAGUUACCUGAUGCUGUCGAUGACCCAGAUUGAUUGUGACAAUGAGCCCACUAUUCAAGUCACUACUUCCCAUAGGCGGACGCUCCUGAUCCGUUUUCCAGACCAAGCGCGUCUGGAUUACUGGGUGAGCCUCUUU